UUCGUUAUUUGGACGAUGUCGUCGCGGUUGUCUCCCGAAGAGUGGGCGCAGUUCGAAGGGCUCGGAGGCGGAAACCCCUCCAGAAUAAGGCGAGAGCUGUCGAUUCGGCCGCCGCGAGGAUCCGAGCUAGUAGAAGCGAUGGCGCUGAGCCCCCGGACCGCCGCCCUUCAUGGCGUCGCGCCGCUUCCUCGCUUAAGGCUCCCCUCGUUGACUUCCUGCGGCUCCCGUCGCGUGAAUGUCCGCGCGAAAGUAGAACCCUCUGAAAAGUCUGUUGAAAUUAUGAGAAAAUUCUCAGAGCAAUAUGCCCGUAAGUCUGAGACAUACUUCUGCAUCGAUAAAGGAGUCACCUCUGUUGUUAUCAAGGGUCUUGCUGAUCAUAAAGAUAUGCUGGGAGCACCAUUGUGUCCAUGUAGGCAUUAUGAUGACAAAGCAGCUGAAGUAGCACAGGGAUUUUGGAAUUGCCCAUGUGUGCCUAUGCGAGAGAGGAAGGAGUGCCACUGUAUGCUUUUUCUCAACUCUGACAAUGAUUUUGCUGGAAAGGAGCAGUCCAUCACCUUGGAAGAGAUCAAAGAAGCAAUAUCACAAAUCUAACCACCAGUAAUCAGUUUUGUACUGUUUGUACCUGGUUGUUAUAUUUUUAGUCCUUGUAUUUCGAUCGUAUACUAAGUUCUUGCCGUGUUUCAAUUGUAGCAGUAUAGGCCUACAAAAUGUUCUCAAGGAUCUGUUGUUUGGAUUUGAUUAUGGUUGAAGCUUAGGCUUGAUUACCGUGUCCUUCCUGGUGACCGACAGAAUCCCUCUUGUAUCAUACGAAAUCUUUCAGGCCAAUCACCUGUGGCUCUGGUGAUAAGAAAUAUUUUUUUGUAUUUUAGACUGCCCACCUUUUUUAUCAAAUAUUUUGUCGGCGGAUGGAAUAGUUCAAUGCAUAUGGGGCAAAAAGAAGAAUUUUACUUUCUUAUUA
Molecule: messenger RNA, 958 nt
Organism: Musa acuminata AAA Group (dessert banana)
Lineage: Eukaryota; Viridiplantae; Streptophyta; Magnoliopsida; Zingiberales; Musaceae
Product: ferredoxin-thioredoxin reductase catalytic chain, chloroplastic-like
Exons: 6
Coding region: 16-591 (191 amino acids)
Molecular function (GO): oxidoreductase activity, acting on iron-sulfur proteins as donors
Source: RefSeq, a predicted model, not a curated record